GCAUCUCCGGCACUCAAACGCCAGGUAGUCCUAGGCAGACCAAAUGACAUAUUCGGACAAUAUGGAGAGGCAGUGUUUGAUGAGCUAUUCUUUUGGGAUUCUUGGAAGCACAAAGACUUCAUCGAUGUGUUCUUUGAUGUCUUCUCAGAGAGUCUGGUGUAUUACGCCUCAAUGGAGCAAGUUCGCGGAAAUUCUCUUCCAGGAGCUGGUAUCUAUGGGACUGUUAACGACAACACAGUUACAGUGAAGGGAAUACUUGGGAAGGGAAUAUUGUUGAAUGGAAUGAACCAAUAUGUGAAUAUGUCCAAUCCCUUUGCAAACAUUAG
Messenger RNA from Owenia fusiformis, 326 nucleotides. The record is from the annotation of a GenBank genome assembly. Lineage: Eukaryota; Metazoa; Annelida; Polychaeta; Sabellida; Oweniidae.